AUGAACGGCAAAGAAGGACACAAGUUCCACCAACUGCACAAGAUCUGCUUUGAGGACGACCGCACCGUCGAGCGCAGCCUGUCGCAGUACUAUGGCUCCCCGCGACUCAAUGACGCUCUUCGAUACCUCUCUGGGGCAUGGGCCCCGUACUGCCCGAGUGCCGAGGACUCCGCGCUUGAGCACCUCCGAGUCGCCGGUCUGCUCCAGCUCCCAUCGGAGAGCUCAUGGGGCAGUCCGCCCGACGCCUACGACCCGCAGGUCAAAUCCCGGGCCGCCCGCGCGCACUCGCUCGCCGCGUACGCGUACUACAAGAAGUACAUGGCCUGCCCCUCCCCCCGCGCCGGUGUUACUCCGUCUACAGAAGAGGCCGCCAAAUCGAAAGAUGCGCUCACGGAUCUCAUCGAAGCUGCGCGCCACGCGAACCAGUCGGUGUGCAUGCAACUCCUCACCCCUGCGGUGCUCCUGGCGGGGUUCGCCUUCCGAACCUUCGUGGAGGACCGGCAGCUCGACAUGCGGGACUUCCUUGAGCUGAGGCCGCUGUGGCGCGAGCUGGAGCGGCGCAAGGCGCGGUGGCCGGAGCGUGUAGGCGCUGCGCUCAAUUUCGACUUCCCCUCCACGAAGGAUCCCCGAGCGUGCGCCGCUGCGGGAUGCAAGGCGGUCAUUCCUGUGGGAGACGGAUCAGUCGGGCAGGAUAUUGGCAAAUAUUGCCAGCUCUGCUCCACGGAGGAGACCCCGUCUUAUUGCAGCUCGGAAUGCCGCGAGCAGGACUGGGCGACGCAUCAGAUGGAAUGCCGGUGCCCGGGCACGCUCCACGGGCCACUUUUCACAUCCUACGCGUGUCUUGGACAGCAGCGCGACGUGCUGAAGGGCAUGGCUGAGCGGGUAGGAUAUUGCACGCACGUCGAGGUGAUGCGUGACGACGAGGACAGGCACGACCUGCUCAACGGGUCCGUGGUGUGGGAGAAGAUGAUGCCGUGUCCGUUGGGGAUUCCUCUGAAGGUGGUGAAGAUCGUAUUGAAGGAGUAUAGCAAGUAG
Trametes versicolor FP-101664 SS1 is the source of this 1035-nucleotide messenger RNA. RefSeq lists its product as uncharacterized. The record is from RefSeq and is a predicted model, not a curated record. The transcript is spliced from 4 exons. Lineage: Eukaryota; Fungi; Basidiomycota; Agaricomycetes; Polyporales; Polyporaceae. Bases 1 to 1035 code for a protein of 344 amino acids.